This is a messenger RNA of Bubalus bubalis (water buffalo), 1469 nucleotides long. RefSeq names its product keratin-associated protein 4-9-like. The record is from RefSeq and is a predicted model, not a curated record. Bases 62 to 631 code for a protein of 189 amino acids. Lineage: Eukaryota; Metazoa; Chordata; Mammalia; Artiodactyla; Bovidae. Gene Ontology annotation, cellular component: keratin filament. The transcript has a single exon.
UCUCAGACUCAAGAAACUCACUUUCCUGGAAACUCACCCAGAACCUCCACCCUCUAACACCAUGGUCAGCUCCUGUUGUGGCUCCGUCUGCUCUGACCAGAGCUGUGGUCGAAGUCUCUGCCUGGAGACCUGCUGCCGGCCCAGCUGCUGCCAGACCACCUGCUGCAGGACCACCUGCUGCCGCCCCAGCUGUGGUGUGUCCAGCUGCUGCCGCCCAGUCUGCUGCCAGCCCACCUGCCGUCGCCCCACCUGCUGCAUCUCUAGCUGCUACCGCCCCUCCUGCUGUGGGUCCAGCUGUGGCUCCAGCUGCUGCAGGCCUACCUGCUGCAUCUCUAGCUGCUACCGCCCCUCCUGCUGUGCGUCCAGCUGUGGUUCCAGCUGCUGCAGGCCUACUUGCUGCAUCUCCAGCUGCUGCAGGCCCCAGUGCUGCCAGCCUGUGUGCUGCCAGCCCACCUGCUCCCGCAUCUCCAGCUGCUGCCGCCCCUCUUGCUGUGGCUCCAGCUGCUGCCGCCCGAGCUGCUGCCUGCGCCCAGUGUGUGGCCGGGUCUCCUGCCACACCACUUGCUAUCGCCCCACCUGUGUCAUCUCCACCUGCCCCAGCCCCAUGUGCUGUCCCUCCUCUUGCUGCUGAGCCCACUGUCUCCACUUACCUCUGUCCCACAUAUGUAGAUCCUUUUUUGUGCUGACCCAUAGGACUCAUGGAGUCUAGCUGACAUCAUUCAGUUAGUUGAAUCUCAUGAUUACAGUGGGUCCACCACUGUUCUUCUGACUCUGUGAACAUAUUCUGGCUCAUUUAUAAUUCUUCCUUGUCAUAUUUUCCUUUCUAUAUCAGCACCAAAUAAGAAUUAAUUUGCAAUCCAUCAGAUGAGAAAUUGUCUCAGUCCUCUCAAUGUUUCAUUCUUCCUGAUAUUUUGGUCAUGAUCUGCAGGUGGUCCACAAGGUGGCUAUUAUCUGCAGCUGCUGAGUGGCACUGACUUGACACCCUGAGAUCGGGGGUUGGGGGGUCCAAUUUACCCUUUAUUUUCUCCUCAAGUGAAUUUCUUUUGUUUUGUCACUUCUCUGCUUUCUAAUAAGCUUCUCUGCAUAUAAAAAUUCACUGGUAUUUUUUCCUAUUAUUUUCAUGAUCAUUUUACUUACUAACUAGGCAAUUUAUAUUGUAUAUGAAGAUAUAGGAAGAAUAACCCAUGUUGAAAUCACUUUGACAAUAGAUGCUACAUCAGAUAUAGAUGAUUUAAGAUUUUAGAGCAAAACUGGCAUGUAUGUAUAUGUGCAUGUGCAUGUGACUUAAUAUACUAAAGUAGGGCAGAGUUAAUCAAAACACAUUAUACCCUUUAAUACUAGCUCCCUUUUAGAAAAAAAGGAUAAAAUUUCUGAGUGUGGAGUACAUGUCAAAGAAAUUUUUAAAAAUUGCCUGUAAAGAAUUUAAUGUAUUCAAUUCCUUUCACUUAAUAAACAACAUUUCCAAGUUA